CCUCCUUCCCAACGGACCACAUCCGUGUUGGAAAUUGGUGUUGAUGGUGGAUAUCAGAUUUCGCUGAGAAAAGAUCACCGACGCUGCCUAUUAGGCAUCAUGUUGGACAUUAGCGACCCGUUUUCUUUAGGGAAGAUGCAAUUACGUCAUUAGGCAGCAUUUCAGAAAAUUAAUAUUAUUCAAUAAUCAGUGUCCAGUGGAAGCUUAUGAUAACGAGAGCUAGCUAGCAGGCUAGCAAAACAGGAUUUUACGUUGAAACACCGUUAGCUUACAUGCCUACCUACAAGCAUUAUUCAUAUUUACAGCUGGACAUUAAGAUAUUAUCUAUUUAAAGUGAAUGUUCACAACUUAAGAGCGUAACAUGGGUUAGCUGGUUUGAUCUGAUGUGGAAUUCACUCCUUACUUUUGAUGCUUACAUUUAUCUGACAGGUCAGCUGGCAGUUUAGUUUAAUUUUACGUGCUUUGUAGUUAAUCAUUAAGUUGUCUCGCAUUACUUGAUAUUAGUGACAGUUAAAGACAGUAAGAGGAGUGGUAUUGGAGGAGGUUUGAUGAAUUGGACUGUCACUUGCAUUUCCACAAGUAAAGCCAUGCUAUGAUGGUGCUACGGAGGUUACUAAGGAAACGCUGGGUGUUGGGGGUCGUAUUCGGAUUGUCCCUCAUCUACUUUCUUACCAGCACACUCAAACAGGAGGAGCGAACCAUACGAGACCGAACGCUCUUAGAAGUUAGAGAUUCAGACCAUCGCAUCCCGUGGAAAGUCCGUUUCAACUUGGGCAACAGCAGUCGACAGAUCACUCAAUGCAGAAAUUCUAUCCAGGGCAAAACGCUGCUCACAGACGAACUUGGUUAUGUCUGUGAGAGGAAAGACUUGCUGGUUAAUGGAUGCUGUAACGUCAAUGCUCCCAGCACCAGACAGUAUAUUUGUAAAAGCUGCCUCGCCAAUGGCUGCUGUAGCAUUUACGAGUAUUGCGUGUCAUGCUGCCUCCAGCCUGAUAAGCAACCUCUUCUUGAGCGCUUCCUGAAUCGUGCAGCUGAAGGUUUUCAGAACCUCUUCACUGCUGUGGAGGAUCAUUUUGAGUUAUGCCUGGCCAAGUGUAGGACAUCUUCACAAAGUGUCCAACAUGAAAACACCUACCGAAACCCUCAAGCAAAGUACUGUUAUGGUGAGAGUCCUCCAGAGCUUCUUCCUGUAUAAGCUGGACUGAACUCUUUAAGGAAAAACAUGAGAAGCAAUGGAUCCGUUAAAAUGGCCAUGUUUGGAUGCACAGUAGGGUUGGAGAAGAGACGUGGAAAAUGAAGUACUGUCUGACAAUUUUGCAUUAUAGUGCCGAAGAAAUGAAGAAACGUGAGACCUCCAACCUAAAAAAAAAGGACAAAUACUGUUUGUAAUUUUAUUAUUUACACUUCAUAAGUGCAUAGAACGCUUCCAGCAUUCAUCCAUGAUGAUCAUCAGGUCUACAGCACAGGCAGCUGAUCCACCAGGGUUUGCUUCAAACAAGGUCAUGCCAUAAAACAGGCUUCAUUUUUUUUUUUAUUUUUUUUUUAUUGAAAACGGCAAAGAAUGUGUCAUUACUUCUGUGUAUAGUGCAUGCAUAUGAAGAUUAUUUAAUAAAAGUGACUGUGAAACAAGA
Molecule: messenger RNA, 1631 nt
Organism: Melanotaenia boesemani (Boeseman's rainbowfish)
Lineage: Eukaryota; Metazoa; Chordata; Actinopteri; Atheriniformes; Melanotaeniidae
Gene: spring1
Product: SREBF pathway regulator in golgi 1
Exons: 5
Coding region: 593-1195 (200 amino acids)
Biological process (GO): positive regulation of SREBP signaling pathway
Source: RefSeq, a predicted model, not a curated record